CCAACCCCACAUCCCUCAGGAUGGCUGAAUGCCUGUCAGGGGCUUUCCAGCCAUUACUGAGUCAUCUUAGGCUAAUUAUGGAAGCCCCUCCCUGCCUUCCCUCCUUUGGCCUAUUAAAUUCACAUUUCCCCCUAGUAAAAUAGCAGGAGAUAUUCAUAGUGGAGUGUGCUCUGAUGCCUUCCAAGAAGAACUCUUACCCUGAACUCCUCCCUGACCUGGCCCCUGAGCUCCUCCCUGACCUGGCCCCUGAGCUCCUCCCUGACCUGGCCCCUGAGCUCCUCCCUGACCUGGCCCCUGAGCUCUUUCCUGACCUGGCCCCUGAGCUCUUCCCUGACCUGGCCCCUGAGCUCCUCCCUGACCUGGCCCCUGAGCUCUUUCCUGACCUGGCCCCUGAGCUCUUCCCUGACCUGGCCCCUGAGUUCCUCCCUGACCUGGCCCCUGAGCUCUUCCCUGACCUGGCCCCUGAGCUCUUCCCUGACCUGGCCCCUGAGUUCCUCCCUGACCUGGCCCCUGAGCUCUUCCCUGACCUGGCCCCUGAGCUCCUCCCUGACCUGGCCCCUGAGUUCCUCCCUGACCUGGCCCCUGAGUUCCUCCCUGACCUGGCCCCUGAGUUCCUCCCUGACCUGGCCCCUGAGUUCCUCCCUGACCUGGCCCCUGAGCUCUUCCCUGACCUGGCCCCUGAGCUCUUCCCUGAGCAAAGGUUGCUCUUGGUUAGCAAUAGAGGGCUGCACGGGAAUGGGGAACGUAGUAAUACCACGGAUAUAUGCGGUAAUCCACUGGAAUGGGGAUUAAAAUAAAAGUAUUCCUGGGGUAACAGUGGGAAUGGAGAUGAUCUUUACUGUAUUCCCGUGAGGAUAGUAAUAAAAUGUAUGGUAACACCACGGUAAUGGUAAUGAAAUUGUUCCUCUGUGCAUAUUCUUAGAUCGGCUAUAAAGUCACAGACAUGUUUAAUUUUACACUGCACUGUUGACGUGUUGGUGCACGCAGGGAGGGGGUGAUUUUCAUGCAUGCGGGGGUGGGAUAGGUACAGUUUGGAUGUUGGCGGGGACGGAUGGGGAUAGAUAUCAUCCCGUGUGACUCUCUAGUAGAUUCGUAUCCCUCAGGUGCAAAUUCAAUCAGCCUGGUUGGAGUCUGGCAACUACUGAACCUCCCCAGCACUCCUAAUCACAGAACCAACCAUGUCUCAAACUGACGUGGCGUGUCUAUGUGUGUGUGAAAGAGAGAGGCUGGGUACAGAUGGCACUGCGUUGUCACCAGUAAUAACGUCUAACUUCUUCCUGUACUCCA
Messenger RNA from Brienomyrus brachyistius, 1287 nucleotides. RefSeq names its product diacylglycerol kinase kappa-like. The transcript has 2 exons. Lineage: Eukaryota; Metazoa; Chordata; Actinopteri; Osteoglossiformes; Mormyridae. The coding region runs from base 174 to 797 and encodes 207 amino acids. The record is from RefSeq and is a predicted model, not a curated record.